AUGUCUUUCAAGUCCCUUAUCCUUGUGGCCGCCGUGGCCUGGCUUGGUGCCACUCCCCAGGUCGCAGCAGCUCCUCCUGACCUUACAUUCCUGUGCAACAAGAUCCCGGAGAUCUGUUCCAACAUCUGCUGGGCUGCACGUUGCGGUUCUCCCACAUUCUCCCUCACGCUGACUUACGACCAGCCGAGCGCCAGCAUAGAGCGCUCUCGUCGUAGGACUGCGGGCUGUGGCUCCAACAACCGAUGCACCAAGAGGGGCAAAGGUGUUGGGCGCCGUACCCCUGUGUCCAAGUAUGGAUCAUGCGAUGAGUACCCUUUUGCAUCGACUCGUUCCAAUGGCAAACAGGUUAGCAGAUGUGUGCCCAAGUCGCAAAACAACAGUCAAGGAGGUACUAUCAGCGCUGCUCUAAAACGUCUCAAGAAGACGAAGCGUGUGCCUUUCCAGAUCCGCGUAGGACUUGGCAACCCUGGUUCCAAAGGUGUGAAGUGGUGCACGAACCAGAAGUGCAAGAACGAUGGUUACCAGGUCCAGGAGGGCAAGCUCAAGAAACGCGAGGAGGAGCCUAGCUUCAAGUUCUACAAGACUGAGUCCGGCAUGGUCUUGGCUACUCUGGAUGACAUCGAGCCCAUGUCCAACUUCACUCAUGAGGUUGACGAGAGCGACCUUAAUAUGCGCCCCAUGUCACUUGACCCGUUAGAUACCUGGACCGAGAAAGUGGAGGGCGCGGACCAUGAUGUUGAGACUUAUGUGAAUGACAUCGUCCUUGGCGAGAUGACAUCCGAGGAGAUCAACAAUUACCUCACACCCUUACAGCAGCGUGAUAAUGUCGACAACAAGGAGGAAGGCGAUGAGUGGGAUAUUGAAGAGUUGUACGACGGAGACUUUGAAGAGGAGACUGAUCCGGAGGCCCAUGACAACAACAAGAAUGUUAACUAG
Messenger RNA from Fusarium poae, 936 nucleotides. RefSeq lists its product as uncharacterized. Lineage: Eukaryota; Fungi; Ascomycota; Sordariomycetes; Hypocreales; Nectriaceae. The record is from RefSeq and is a predicted model, not a curated record. Bases 1 to 936 code for a protein of 311 amino acids. The transcript has a single exon.